AUGACAAAGACCAAUUCCUAUCGAUAUAAUCUUGGCUCUUUUCAUAGAAAGAUCACCACAUGCAGCCCGGAAGCCCAGACUUGGUUUGAUCGCGGCUUGGUGUGGAGCUACGCAUUUCAUCACGAGGAGUCCGCCCGGUGCUUCGAGCGAGCUAUUGAGAAAGAUGCAGGAUGCGCCAUGGCUUACUGGGGCCUUGCCUUUGUGCUCGGUCCGAAUUAUAACAAGCCUUGGGACUUGUUCGACGAAAAAGAGCUGAAGGCGACAUUGGGAAGGAUCAACAAUGCAAAUAUCAAGGCCAAGCAAUACGCAUCCAAGGCCACGGAACUCGAGAGGGCGUUGAUCGACGCAAUUCAGGUACGCGUGCCAAAAGAUCUCAACGAAGCUGCAUUUGUUGCAUGCAACAGGGAGUACGCAGAGGCCAUGAAGGUUGUUCAUGAGCGUUUCUCUGAUGACCUUGACAUUGCGUCUCUCUAUGCAGAUUCUCUCGUCUGCCUCUCUGCAUGGGAUCUAUGGGAUCUCAAGACCGGUGAACCAACUCCUGGAGCUCGUUCACUAGAGGCCAAGGCGGUCCUGGAAAAGGCACUACAAGAUAGUCGCUCACAUGAGCAUCCGGGAAUCCCGCACUUGUACAUACAUCUCAUGGAGAUGUCCAAGACACCGGAAGCAGCACUGGUUUGCGCAGAUCGCCUACGAAAACUUAAUCCAGACGCCGGACACUUGGUCCAUAUGCCAUCCCAUCUGGACAUCCUGGUCGGUGACUACCGAAGAGCUAUAGACUCCAAUGCGGACGCGUGUCUCGCUGACGAAAAGUACGUCGCUGAACAUGGAUCCACGAGCUUUUAUAUGUUCUACAUGAUGCACAAUUACCAUUCGCUCAUUUAUGCAGCCAUGUUUGCUGGACAGUCCAAGGUUGCACUAGAUACGGUCGAACGGAUGGAGGCCUCGCUGCCUGUAUCGUUACUACGCGUCGAAAGCCCGCCAAUGGCGGAUUGGCUCGAGAACUUUGCUUCAGUUCGCAUUCAUGUACUGGUCCGCUUUGGGCGAUGGGACGAUCUUAUCCAGCUCGAGAUGCCUCAUGAUAAGGAAUUGCAUUGCGUGACAACAGCGAUGAUACAUUAUGGGAAAGGCGUGGCAUAUGCAGCUACUGGCAAGAUUGAGAACGCAGAAAAGGAACGUGCCGACCUGGGCGCUGCGGUGGAGCGGAUCCCAGCAUCCCGCAUCUGUGGAGACUUCCCAAAUCGAGCUUCAGUCGUUCUUCAGGUUGGUAUAGCAAUGUUGGACGGGGAGCUCGAGUACCGCAAAGGCAAUUACGAGCUGGCUUUCAAGCACCUUGAAACAGCCAUUGAGUUGGACGAUAAACUUACUUACGCUGAGCCAUGGCCCUGGAUGCAGCCAACAAGACAUGCCUAUGCAGCGUUGUUGAUGGAACAGGGCCGAAUAGAAGAAGCGGGAGCGGCCUACAAGGCUGAUCUGGGGUUUGAUGAUACUCCCCCUUUGCUCGCUGCAUGUGUUGCUUGUCAUGAACCUUACGUACAUGCCGGAGCUGCAUCCUUGGGCGAUCAGAGGCGAAAGGAGUGCCGUGUGGCAGCGCUACUCAAUCGUGCCGUCCCCAAGUGCACUGCUGGGCACUCUUACGAGUCGUGGUCCGUCGCCCAACUAUCCACAGAUUCCAUGCCUCGGCACAUGAUAUGCGAGUUUCACGACUCUCGGUUAGCCCUACACCGUAGCGUGGUCGCCGAUGUACGAGGUAUCCCUGUCUUUUCCACGCUGCCUAACUACCAAAACAGUGCUAGCGCCCCUUCGCUUACAAACUUCUGGGCGGAGAUUCUAUCCCAACACAGUGUCGACGGCCAUGCAGACUCGCGCCAGUCGUACGCGAUAUGA
Molecule: messenger RNA, 1884 nt
Organism: Pyrenophora tritici-repentis Pt-1C-BFP
Lineage: Eukaryota; Fungi; Ascomycota; Dothideomycetes; Pleosporales; Pleosporaceae
Source: RefSeq, a predicted model, not a curated record